Anopheles darlingi is the source of this 629-nucleotide messenger RNA. RefSeq lists its product as uncharacterized. The transcript is spliced from 4 exons. Lineage: Eukaryota; Metazoa; Arthropoda; Insecta; Diptera; Culicidae. The record is from RefSeq and is a predicted model, not a curated record. The coding region runs from base 57 to 629 and encodes 190 amino acids.
CGCGUCCGGCCAAACAAACAAACUAGAUCGAAACAGAAAAUUAAAAAACGAUUUCAAUGGCGAAUUCAAUCGGCAGUUUAGAUACUACCGAAAAUGUGGCGCACAACGUUUUGGAAACACUGCACGCUAAAGCUGUGGAGAUCAAACAAACGGUUUCCGAGGACGCGCAAUUAAGGCAAGAUGCCCUAACCGACCUCCAAGCGGUGGUGGAAAAGCUAAAUGAUUUGGUCAUGAUGGAGGCUAAGUUGAAAGCGAAACAAAUGGCCAUCUCGGCGAGAGGUGUUUGCAAUGGUAGCGCAAAGACGAGUAAGAUCACUUCACAGAAUCCGAAAAACCACGGACAAAUGUUGAAGGAUCUUGAACGAUUCCUAGGUCUUACCAUCCACUGUAUCCCCGAACGGAGAAUGUUUGAGAUACAUUUUUCAGAUACUCGAAACACACGAUUGUCCUUUAAAAUGAAUAGGAAAGGAUUGGACCUUGAUAAUAUGUAUCCGCAGCCUCGAAACAUCGAAGCAAUUCGCAGGCAUUUACGCGAUACCAAGGACGUGAUUGGCUUGCUGACCGUUUUACGUAGAAGACUAACGUUUGGAACAACAACCGUUCCGUCCGCCGUGUGUGAAGAGGCCUAA